This is a messenger RNA of Rattus norvegicus (Norway rat), 4788 nucleotides long. The record is from RefSeq and is a predicted model, not a curated record. NCBI's taxonomy places the organism in Eukaryota, Metazoa, Chordata, Mammalia, Rodentia, Muridae.
GGGCCAUCCAGGUCGCUGUUGGCAGUAACCAGGGACCAGCGGGGGGGCCUGUCUGGGGGAUGUGCUGGGGUGCGUUAGGACGUCGGGGCUCGGGUUUGCGGGGUUCGGGUAGUCCCGCACCUCUGCAAAGCUAAUUUAGGGCCGCUAGAUUGUGCGGCGCGUGCGCAUUUUGCGCACUAGGCGGGAAGAUGCAGGGUUGUAGGGCGGGACCGUGAGGAGUUGACGCACGCGUAGCGCGAGUAUGACGCGGUGACGCAUGCGUUCUUUGGCUGCUGGGACCAGAUGCUGGGAUGUGGGGGGCGAGCGGGCAAGCCAGGUCCCGAGUGAAUGAAUUACUGGGACAGAAUAACCCACGCAAGACUCGGUUUCCUUUUGUGCGUGCAGAGUGUGACUAUUACGAAUACUUGCUGCAGUUUUCUUUCUUUUUCUUUUUUAAAGCUGCAACUAGUACUUCUUGCGCAGGGAAUACCCUGUGAGGGUCGCAGGGGAGCUCAACCUCGCUGGGGGCCUUUGGAUUGGUCCCUAAGGUUCUGUGUUUGGAGCCACCAAGCCUCCAGCCACUCACAUACGCGAGAUCCCAGUUCUGAAUUUGGUACUCGGUCAUGGCUUUUGCGUAAUGACACAGUAUCCUGAAACUAUGGAAGACUGUGUGCUCGCCGAAAGUCUGGGACAAGUUUAAGGAGAGAGGAGCAAGUGUCAUUCAAGGAUGUAUGCGUGGAUUUCACCAAGGAAGAGUGGUAUUUGCUGGACCCCGCCCAGAAGGUGCUUUACAGAGAUGUGAUCCUGGAGAAUUAUAGCAACUUUGUCUCAGUAGAAUGUCGAGGACUUCACAGAGCUAAGCUAUUGAGCACCCGGCCUGUGUUAUUUUGUCUUAACAGGGCAUUGUGUUACUAAGCCAGAUGUUAUCUUCAAGAUAGAGCAAGGAGAAGAUCCCUGGAUACCAGAAAAUGGAUUCCAAUGUCACCCAGAAAGGAAAUGGAAAGUGGAUGACCUCUUAGAGAGCAAGCGGGAAAAUCAAGAUGGACGUUUUUGGCCACUCAUGCUCACCAACAAGAACACAGAUCUAGAGAGUGGCGGUAACACAAGAAAAACGUCCAGUGCAGACAUUGACUCUGUUUCUGCAAGAAGUUUUCUGCUUAAAGUAUGUGACUCGUGUGAAAUGAAUUUAAAGAAUCUUUCAGCGGUAAUUAUUAGCAAAAAGAGCUAUUCCAGAAAGAAGCUUACUGAGUUUAAUAUAUAUAAGCAAGCACUCCCUGAUAGUAGGCCUGAGAAAAUUCCUGUAGGAACAGCAUCAUGUGAAUAUGAUGGGGAAAGGGAGGUCCUCGACCUUUGCCGGAAUCUCACUCGGCCAAUUUCUGGCCAGCCUUUUGAGUAUAGUGAAGCAGGACAAGGCUUCCGUGAGGGAGUGGCUCUUUGUACAAGUCAGAACUCUCAGCUAGGGGAGACUCUCCGUAAGCACACUGAAUGUGGAAGAACUUUCGUUGACAGUUUGAAGCUCAGUGUAUCUCAGAAAACUCAUUUGCAUGCGGAGCCUCAUGAAUGCAGUAUUUGUAGAAAGUCCUUCUAUGUGGAUUUACAGUUUGGGCAUCAGAGAGCUAUCUCAGGAAACAGUCCGUAUGAGCGAAGUGAAUAUGAGAAACUCUUCUGUGACCAUUCAGCUUUCAUUGUUCAUCAGGAAGCUUACACAAGAAAGAUCUCCCAGGAGUAUAAAGUGAGUAACAGAACUUGGGGAAAGCCAGCUCUCUUUAAACAUCAGAUAAUACAGAUCGGGGGGAAACCCUAUGAAUACCAUGAGAAUAGGAAAAAUUUCAGCAAAAAAUCACAUCCCACUCAGUCCCGAAGAGCUCACGUGGGAGAAAAAACAUUUGAAUGUGGUGAAUGUGGUAAAAUGUUUUGGGAGAAAUCGAACCUUACCCAACAUCAGAGAACACACACAGGAGAGAAACCCUAUGCAUGUACGGAAUGUGGAAAAGCCUUCUGCCAGAAGCCACACCUUACCAACCAUCAGCGGACACAUACGGGAGAGAAACCCUAUGAGUGCAAGCAGUGCGGGAAAACGUUCUGUGUCAAGUCAAACCUUACUGAACAUCAAAGAACACACACUGGGGAGAAACCCUAUGAAUGCAAUGCAUGUAGGAAAUCCUUUUGCCACCGGUCAGCCCUAACCGUCCAUCAGAGAACACAUACAGGAGAGAAACCAUUUAUAUGCAAUGAGUGUGGGAAGUCAUUUUGUGUGAAGUCAAACCUGAUUGUACAUCAGAGAACUCACACGGGGGAGAAACCCUAUAAGUGCAAUGAGUGUGAGAAAACCUUCUGUGAAAAGUCAGCUCUUACUAAACACCAGAGAACUCACACUGGGGAGAAACCCUACGAGUGUAACGUGUGUGGAAAGACCUUCAGUCAGAGGUCAGUACUCACCAAGCAUCAGAGAAUCCACACGAGGGUAAAAGCUCUUUUAGCAUCCUGAAUGUUUAGCUUUUGCAUGCCUGUCAAGUCAGUUGUACAAUUUUAAAUAUGAGCUUAGAGCCUGCCAAAGAAUGCCACAGAGUAUUAACAAAUACCACUUUGUUGGAAUGCAUGAAAGCUUUCAAGAAAUUAAGAACUUUCAUUUGUUUGUAUUGAAGGGAAAUUAUUUAUAUAAAUAAUAUGGUUAAAAAAACCUUAGAAAUUAAAUCGUGUAAUGUCUUCCAAAUGUGUUUCAGAAUUGUAUUUAAAUAUAAUGACUAAUAUUAAUUUUACUUGUAUUCAUAGGAAAGUAUGAAACUUAAAAAUGAGGGCCUACAGCAUUAACCAUACAUGUAAAGAACAUCCUGUGUUUAUACACCCUUUGCGAGUAUGUUAAUGUAACAGAAGUCCAGGGAACCCUUGAUUUAUGUGUUGGAACCCAGAAAGAAUGUGAGGAAGAAAUAUGAACCCUUAGUUUAAUAACUGUAUGGUAUACUUUUCAUACUAAAUACCACCAGCGUCUUUAUAGGUUGAUAGGACUGUGUGUUUCUGGACAUGUCUGUGAAUGUGAUCUAGAUGUAUGUGUCUGUAAACACACUUGCAUGCGUGUAGCUGCACACAGUGGUGCUGUCAUAAAGGCAGCUCACACCACUUUAAAGUGCUGACGAUUGUUAAAAUUUAGGAGUUCUGUGGAUCAUUGUCUAAUAUUACAUGAGGUUGCAGUUAAAUUAUACUGAGAGCAAAGGGAAUAAAUAGCAGUCGUCAUUCCUCACACUUGGCAGUAUUUCCCUGUCUUUGCUGUGUACCCUUGGUCUACAUGCGAAGAGUGCUGUAGAGCGGUGUACUACUGCAUAUUUCCUUCAGACGCCACCCACCCCCCAUGCCGUCCCUACUCUCAUGUUGAUAGCUUGGCCUUAGAAUAUUUAUACUGUGGAAACUGAUAAACCAUGUGUCUGCAUUUGAUUUUCUCAGAGAAGCUGUGUGUAUAUAAAGUAUGUGGUAUAUUUAAAAUAUAAACUACCCUUCUUUGUAUUUUCUAAAAUAAAUAAAUGGCUCUGGCCAUCAUUAUCAAACUGGCUCUAUAGUAAAGAAGCCAAAAGAUGGUUUGUGGAGCCUCUUAAUUACCUCAGAACUCUCCAGUUCUAAAUACUACCUGUCUUUUGAUACCUUGGUCAGUUUGUGCUUCAAGUGACAUAUUCUCUCUCUCUCUCUCUCUCUCUGUCUCUCUGUCUCUCUGUCUCUCUGUCUCUCUGUCUCUCUGUCUCUCUCUCUCUCUCUCUCUCACACACACACACACACACACACACACACACACACACACACACACACUAUCACAGACUUUUCAUUAUUCUGGACCAUGAGUAAGUAUGGCCAUUAUUACCAAACUACCCAUUUGAUCAGGAAAUCAAACAGUAUUUUUCUGAGUUUUUCUUAGCUACCUCUAUGUCAAUCAUAUAAAUGCUGUUAAUAAAAAUGGUAUUUACAUGACUUAACUUGAGUUGUAAGUGGUAAUACUCUACAAAUCUAAAAGUGGCAGUGUAUAAUAAAAUGUUCACUUUACAUCCUUGGUAUUUCAUUGUGUGUCUAUUUAGGCAUGAUUAUAUGUAAGCGCAGGGCUGUGUCACUCAGUAAUUACAUACCUGUGUUUAGAAUUAGAGAUGCCUGUAUAGUCUCUCUCCCUCCCUUGUUCUAUUUCCAGUACCUCCUGGGAACACACUGAUCAGUAGCUUAAGAGACGCCCGUCACCUUUGCUGAGCUGAGUUUUGUCUCAUUGUUCCUCUCCCCAGACGGUUUGUGGAAUAAAUUCAGAUUAGUCGAAGCUAAUCGUGGAUACUCCGUCCUGGCAGUUUCAUUUAGGUCAGAGAAUGCUAUGCGGUACUGGAAUUGUUCUCAAUGAAGAAGUUGUCAUAACAUGAAGAGAUAAGAAGUCAAAAGAGACGUGAAAGGGAGCAGACCUUUUGGUGUGCAUUUUUAGGUACCUGUCCACAAUGCUGGCAUAUCGUUUGUGGUCUGGAUGGGCAGUGGUGACAGUGCAAACAGCUGAGCCAGGGAGGAUGGCAUGGAAUUGGUUAACCCUUUACAAAUACUUUUUGUUGGUUUCUGGGACUUUGUAUUAUUUUCAAUAAUACCUGUUUCUUGUUUAUUAUUAGGACUGUCUGGCACUUGGAACUAAAGGCAUUCCAGCUAAUACCAGAGAUAACUUUUCCAAGUGCUAAUAUUCUGUAUGUGGUUUGUGGGAAGAAUUUCAUUUAACUGUAUGAUGCAGGGAAGAUGCCUUUUUAAAAACCAUUCUUCUUUCUGGUGGAAAGCAGAGUUCCUCAAAUAAAAAGUUUUUAAUGAUGA